AUAGUAAGUGAGACUCUACUGUGUAUAUAUAUCUAUAUAUAUAAAAUGAUAAAGUUGUUUGCGCAGUGACUAUAACAACAAAACUAAACAUCCCAGAAAUACGAAAUUUGGCAACACAAUGCAAAAGGCUUGCCUCCAGGUUACAACAACACAACCACACCACAAAACCACAAUCCAGACCCACAAAACUCACAACAACGCAUCAUGCGAUAACAACACAACUAAACGCCCGGGAAAUACAAAACUUGGCAACACAAUGCAAAAGCCUUGCCUCCCAGUUGUAACAACACAACCACACCACAAAACCACACAGGGCCCACAAAACUCACAACAACGCAUCGUGACUAUAACAACACAACUAAACGCCCCAGAAAUACGAAACUUGGCAACGCAACGCAAAAGCCUUCCCUCCAGGUUGUAACAACACAACCACACCACAAAACCACAAUCCGGACCCAUAAAACUCACAACAACGCAUCGUGACUAUAACAACACAACUAAACGCCCCAGAAAUACGAAACUUGGCACACAACUAAAUGCCCCAGAAAUAUAAAACUUGACAACACAACGCAAAAACCUUGCCUCCCGGUUGUAACAACACAACCACACCACAAAACCACAAUCCGGACCCACAAAACUCACAACAAUGCAUUGUGACUAUAACACAACUAAACGCCCCAGAAAUACAAAAUUUGACAACACAAUGCAAAAGCCUUGCCUCCCAGUUGUAAGAACACAACCACAACACAAAACCACAAUCCGGACCCACAAAACUCACAACAACGCAUCAUGACUAUAACAACACAACUAAACGCCCCAGAAAUACAAAACUUGGCAAAACAAUGCAAAAGCCUUGCCUCUCAGUUGUAACAAUACAACCACACCACAAAACCACAAUCCGGACCCACAAAACUGACAACGCAUUGUGACUAUAACAAAUACAAAAUUUGACAACACAACUCAUCCACCUCCCCAAUCCCUACAUUCACACUUGGCCUCCAAAAAAACAAUUACAAUAAUAACAAUGACAACAACAACAACAAGAAUCAACACCAUCACAGGCAAGAAACAGCCAGGCACUGAGGCUGAGAGGCCAGUCAGUGCUACACUGGGCCUCCAAAAAACAAUACAGUAGCAUCUAACUUAUCCAACCUUCAUGAGCACUACAACAACAAUAAUAAUAAACACCUACACAGGCAAAACAAAAAAAAGACUAUUGUACCACAAUAAAAAUAUAAACCGCACUCAGCAGAAUCAGACAUUACAACUAACAACAAACCAAAGACAACAGGGAUCUCAAGCAAUUAUCAAUCAACACAAAAAUUGAAGAAGGUAACAGACUUCAAAUACUACUACUAAUAGAUAAAGGCUAUAGAAUCCACCAUAACACACCAUGUUGAGCAAAAAGCUGGUGACAGCACAGAAACGAGGGGAGACCAGGGCACUGUUCCUGGGUUUAGGAAUGGUGGCAUGCUCAGUCAUUAUGUAUUUCUUUAUUGGGAUCACAAUUGUUCCUUCAUACAAAAGAAGUGUCUGGACAAAUGAGAGUAUGUGCAAGCUAAUAAAGGCUACCACCAUGGAAAAAGUCCAUUGUUUGUAUAAUGAAGGUUCUGGCAAUGAGAAUAUUUUUCGCUAUCCUUGUCUGCAAGUCCAGGUCAAUUUGACACUGUUAGGACAAGUGGUAAAGCUCUAUCACACGGAGGACACAGCGGACAGAAAUCCCAAGUGCUUUUAUGUCCCUGAAAAUAUGGAGAAUUAUAGCGAAGUUGAAAAGCUAGUGAAAACAAUAACAGACAAUUUCAGAAAGCACCAAACAUUUUCUUGUUACUAUGACCCAUCAAGAAAAGAAGAGAGUGCCAUCUUAAAGAGAUUAUAUCCUCCAGAAGGCCUUAUCCUUGCUUUUGUUUGGCCAAGUUUGAUGUUGUUUGGUGGAGUCUUGGUCAUCAUCAUGGUGAAAAUAAGUCAAUAUAUUUCUGUACUUUCAGCAUCUCAAUAUAGAGCAAGUAUUUAAAAUGUACUGAAAGCAACCUGUGCUUUAUGUUCAUAUCUGUUUGUGGGGAAGCUAGGAACAUUUCUCAAAUGUAUGCAUAGUGGAUUAACAAGAUUAGAGUGUGAAAGGAAAAACAGAGAACAUCCACAGCUAAAAGUUAUCUAAAUGAUAUUUCGUUUAGACACAAGGUAACUGUUUCUCAUCUGCAGAAUUGCCAAGACAUCUCUUAUCUACUCAUUUGCUUUCUCUCAAAAUAUCAUGCAAACAUUUGAUCUCAACACUGGGUAAAUGUUAUAAAUGCUUGAAAUAGAAAUCACAAUUAUUUUAAUUAGCACGAUCACCUAUCAAUAAUGAUCAAUUAGCAGUUACUUUAGAAUACAAUUUGUGUUUCAAAACUAAUUCGUAUUGUAGCACCCUUGUGAGCCUGAACGAAAGGAGGUUACAGCAAAAGGUUUCAUAGAUCAGAUGGAUGAAGUCCCCCAAGAGAUCUACAUAUACGCCAAAAGUUUGUGCAGAAAUAGUAAUAAGAAAUGCAAAACCUGUGAGUAUGAUGAUGAGGUGCAAGCAACAUUGUAGGACAAAGAUAGGAUGGAAUAGAGCAUUCAUGAUAUGAGUGGUGUGCCAGGAAUCCCUUGUCUCUGUCCAACCCAAUGUGGAUGGACUGGAAUUUAUAGCUGAAAUUAUUCUGUUUCUCCUUCAAAUUUCCCUUUAAAGUUGUUUCUGUUGUUGCUAUUGUUAUUCAUGAACUGUUAUAAUGUGUCAUUGCAGUUAGGUUAAAGAUGCUAUUGUAAGCAUUCACAAAGAGUAUAAUAAUAAUAAAAUACUUUAUUUCUAGACUGCCCUCUCUCCCCGAAGGGACUCAGGGAAGUUUACAGACACAAAAUAAGAAGGCAAACAUUCAGUGACCCAAAUGAGUACAAACACAUCAAAGUAAUACAAGAUAAUGCACAGAUAACAGUAAGCUUACAACAAAAAAUUAAGCAUCGAGAUGAAAAUAAUCAAAAAAAUCCAAUAACACAUAGUUAACUAAAACAUGAAUAAAAUAUUACAACAUAUACCCUAAAAGCAAUUAAGAUACAAGGAUGAUAAAACAUUAAGCAUCACAGUGUUUAUAAACCCCCAAUGAACAGCAUGCAUGCAUUACACACAAGCCAUAUCCCCCAAAAUGCCAACCUUCAAUUUAAAAAGCAUCAAAAUAUUAUCCCUAGUGGAAUCCAACAUACAGCGGGAACUGGCUGACACAACUUUCUCCAUUAUUAUCCAAAAAAUAAGAUGUCUCCUUUCUUUCAGUAUUUCUGGCCAACAAAUUGAUACUGCUAGCUCACUAUGACAAACACAGGUUUAGAGCAACACAUCUACUAUCUGAUAUAAAAGUUCCCUGGUUGAUUUUUAAGCUUUAAUUUUGGCAAUGAAAGCAUAAUUAAUACAUAGUAGAGAUAAGUACGGAAAUUCAGGCUUUUAGUGUACCUGUGCUUAGUCCUUAGCCUAACAUUAACUGAUUUGUUAUCAGUAAAUGUUUUCUAUUUUAUAUACCUAUAUACCUGGGGACACGUAAACAUUUAUCUGGACAUUUCAGGAUUAUGUACAAAAUCUACAGGAAGCAAAUUGCUCAAGUCUUUCCUUUGCAGUCAGUUUCUUCAGUUUAUGAAGUGAAUUCAGUGGAUUUACUUCUGAAUAAACAUGCACAAAGUUGCACAGUUUAGUUUGUGCCUUUUUAAACAGUUGACUACUGUUUGACAAUAGCAGAAACAUAUAGGACCCAAUAAAAUACUUGUAUCAUUUUUUUACAUCCCACCUGAAAUUCAAAUCACUGCACAUGUGGCCAAACUUGGAGUUUAGUUGCUUCCUAGAAGUCUACUAUGUUGAUCCAAAACCAUGCUGAUGUGUUCAAAAGAACAACUGGAAUACUCCUCUUUAGCAUUCUCAUGAUGUAAACAAGGCUGGGAAAAAUACUCUAAAAUAUUUCAAAAAAAAUCAUAAAAAUGUUUUUCCUGAGUGUUAUGAAACUAUGAAGAAGAACUGUGAAUCUUCACAGAUUUUCUAGAUUUCCUUACUUAUAUAAGAAAAUAGACAAGUUUAUUGCUUCUUUUGAGAUUAAAAUUUGCGAAGAAUUAUGCCACUCUGUAACCACUGCGGCUAUUCUAGGGUAUGUAUCAUCAAGAACAACCACAAUGGACAGCACACUAUACUCCUUUUCAAAUCAUGCAUUUCAUAUCAAAAAAGCCAAGUGGGACUUCAAUGGAGUCCUAGAUCCAAAAAUAGAUAAAAGUGGAAAAGUGGAAACAAAAGAAAAGACAAACAGGUAAACAACCAUCAAACUUUUUGAAAGCCUUACAAGACUUGGAUUUAAAAGAUGCAUGGAGAAUGCACCACCCAAAAGAGACAGAUUUUACCUUCUUCUCAAACAGAUUUAGAUCAUGGUCCAGGAUAGACAUGGUCUGGAUGUCUUCAUCAUUAAUCACAAAAAUAGGCAAAAUCAAAAUCCUCCCCAGAAAUAACUCGGACCACUGUCCAGUAGAAUUUAUUAUGCAUGUAUUUUGACUAAGUUUCUGUGGGAUCACUACUUGUAUGUGUGUGUGUUAAGGGAAAAACACCUGGUCAAUUACAACUCAUAGAUGAGUAAUUAGAGCAAUCAAGGCUAACAAGCUUGAACCACUCCCUGAAUGGGGUAUAUUUGGGAAAUGUUUGUAAUGUCUUUUGGGGACUUUCUGAAUACUUGCUGAGAGCCUACUAUGAAGAUGCAUGAGUUUAAUGCAAGGAACGUUAUGUAAGUUUUGUUGCUGGAAGUUUCAAUGUCUUUUAUUACUCUGCUACUUAAGAGUAAAUUUUUGAUUUUCUUCCA
Messenger RNA from Anolis carolinensis (green anole), 4832 nucleotides. It is a transcript of the gene kcnmb1, whose product is annotated as potassium calcium-activated channel subfamily M regulatory beta subunit 1. Gene Ontology annotation, biological process: potassium ion transport; detection of calcium ion. Gene Ontology annotation, cellular component: voltage-gated potassium channel complex; membrane. The coding region runs from base 1394 to 2011 and encodes 205 amino acids. The transcript has 4 exons. Lineage: Eukaryota; Metazoa; Chordata; Lepidosauria; Squamata; Anolidae. The record is from RefSeq and is a predicted model, not a curated record. Gene Ontology annotation, molecular function: potassium channel regulator activity; calcium-activated potassium channel activity.